Molecule: messenger RNA, 837 nt
Organism: Recurvomyces mirabilis
Lineage: Eukaryota; Fungi; Ascomycota; Dothideomycetes; Mycosphaerellales; Teratosphaeriaceae
Exons: 1
Coding region: 1-837 (278 amino acids)
Molecular function (GO): protein binding
Source: RefSeq, a predicted model, not a curated record
AUGUCUUCGGACAACCCGACGAUAAGCUCCACUGAGCUUCUGGCUGGAGUACUCGCCGCUCUUCAGACCAUGCAGCGGAGUCAGCUCGCCAUGCACGAAACUCAGCUCGAAACAUCGAGGCAGAUCAGCGAGCUCGUCAGCGUGCAGAAGCGAUCCGACGAGCGCAUCGCCAACUUCGUCGAGGCCCUCGCCAAGUCCCACAACAUGAUGCCUCCCCGAUCACCCGGCAUUCACGGCCUCUCCCCUCUUACCGCGGGCAAGCGCCUCACGGAUACAUUUGAACUUCUGGAACACAUUCUGAUGCUCUUGGAUCCACGUGACAUCAUGCUGCACAGCCAGCGUGUCAACAGGAUCUUUCGAGCGACCGUCACCAAUUCUGCCGUCCUUCAACGCAGGCUCUUCCUCAGAGCGGAUUAUAGUAGCAGUGGCUUCCAGCUUAAUCCCUUCAUACGCAUGCCGAAUCUGUCCCAUCGAUUGCCGGUGUACUAUACGUACGACUCGAACUCGUUGACUUACAUCCCAAAUCAGCGAGCUUGCCAACUCUUCCUCACUAAGUCCCGCUUGACAGAAGAUAAAGGCAGUCGUCACUUGGACUUGUCACUCGCUUCGCAGGCUAAUUCGGUUGUCACAAAGUUCACCAUGCUGAAAGGAGGCUCGUGGAAGAGAAUGUAUCUAACGCAGCCACCUUGUUUGAUCAAGGUCUGUGUGUACUACGACAACAUUCCCGGAAAGCCAGGUCGAUCGAGAGGGGUUGGUGGGAGAAUGAUACUGAAGGAGUGCACGUUUGACGGACUGCUCGAAGCACUGGCUGAGGUGCCACUUACGCCUUUGCUAUGA